UUCACUUCCUUCUUGUUCUCGCCGUCUCGACAUUUUAGAACUCUCCUCGAUCGCAUCAAUGGCCGCCAUCACCGGAGCUUCUUCGAUCUCAGUCCGCUCUCGCCUUCAUCAGAAUCUCGCACUGUGCAGGGCUAAUGGUGUUAAGCCACUUUCACUGUCUGGCAAUGGAAGAAGUUCUCUUUCUUUCGGGUUACAGCAGCGUUCAGCACGGCUUCGCAUCUCCUGCGCAGCUAAGCCAGAGAUGGUGGACAAGGUUUGCCAGAUAGUUAGGAAGCAACUUGCAUUACCAGAUGACUCUGAAGUAUCUGGAGAGUCAAAGUUUUCAGCACUUGGAGCUGAUUCCCUUGAUACGGUUGAGAUCGUGAUGGGACUUGAGGAGGAAUUUGGUAUUAGUGUGGAAGAGGAGAGUGCUCAGAGCAUUGCAACCGUUCAGGAUGCUGCCGAUCUUAUUGAGAAGCUAAUUGAGAAGAACAAAGCUUAGAAUAAGUAAUAAGAAAACAAGUGCAAAGUAGUGUUUUCACAUCCUAGCUUGCUUUAGAUAAUUGUUUGGUUGGUAAACUGGUUAUGUAGCAGUCAUUUUGUGUGAAAUUUGAACCUGAUAGCUGUUGACUGGUUGAAUUAUAAUGUAUGAAUUUGAGUUUGUGUGGUGAA
Argentina anserina (silverweed cinquefoil) is the source of this 651-nucleotide messenger RNA. Its product is annotated as acyl carrier protein 1, chloroplastic. The transcript has 4 exons. Bases 59 to 481 code for a protein of 140 amino acids. Gene Ontology annotation, biological process: fatty acid biosynthetic process. Gene Ontology annotation, molecular function: acyl carrier activity; phosphopantetheine binding. Lineage: Eukaryota; Viridiplantae; Streptophyta; Magnoliopsida; Rosales; Rosaceae. The record is from RefSeq and is a predicted model, not a curated record.